AGAGCUCCUCAGGCUGCCGUCCAGAGGGCUGAGGGAAUAUCAGGAUCCAACGGGAAGUGACGUGUCGGGUUACACACUCCUCCCUCUUUUUCCUCAGGCAGAGACAGAGAGAGAGAGAGGGAGAAGGGGCGAGCGGGGCAGGAGUGAAUGUUGGAGCAGCAGCAGCCGUCUCAUUCCUGCUGUGUGAGAUCACGGAGCGGCAGAAUGUGUUGGGAUCUGCUCCACUCCUGAAAACCAGAUCCAACAAGACGGGAGGAGAAGAGAGAGAGAGGGAGAGAGGGAGGACACAAGGACAGAGGAGGAAAGCAAAGAAGGAAAGGAGGGUGGAGGAGGAGACGUGGAGGAGUUUUUUGGGAGCUUUUUGGGAUCUACUUUUGGUUAGAGGAUCUAGUUGGCAGAGUGUGUGAGAGGGGCUGAGCUCAGCCCUGCCCCAGAUCAGCCGACCGACCGCCUCACUGCAGCAACAUGAACUAUCUGAACGUGUUGGCGAAGGCGUUGUACGACAACGUGGCGGAGUCUCCGGACGAGCUGUCGUUCCGUAAGGGCGACAUCAUGACCGUGAUGGAGCGCGACACGCAGGGAUUGGACGGCUGGUGGCUCUGCUCCCUCCACGGUCGCCAGGGGAUCGUCCCCGGCAACCGCCUGAAGAUCCUGGUCGGCAUGUAUGACAGCAAGCAACAGGCCACGCCCUCGACGCCGGACCAAGCAGCUUCCUGUCCCCCGUCCCUGGUGCAGAGACCCCUCCCCCCUCAGAGCGCUUACGCCAAACCCGCUCCUGCGCCGUCAUCCAUGGCCCCGGGGUUUUUGAACAAGCCCCUCCUAUCUGCUCAGUACACGCCUAUGCACCCCGCCCAGCCCAACCCCGACUCGGUCUACAUGAUGCCCCCAUCACACGGCCCUAAACCCAGUCCGCAGAGUCUGUACCAGAUCCCCUCUGGCCCCACUGGACCGCCUCCUAAGGCCCAGCCUGGACCCCCAAAUAAGGCCCCCGCUCUUUCACAGAGACAGUUCACUCAGGACAUCUACCAGGUGCCCCCUUCUGCAGGACCAGGGCCCCCCGGAGUGGCCUCUGCAGGGGGGACAGGAGCCGGGCAGGAUGUGUACCAGGUGCCCCCCUCUCUGGAGAAGAGGAGCUGGGAGAGCAGCAACAAGCCACUGGGCAAGGUAAGGAAGGAAGGAAGGAAGGAAGGGGAUUGAUGUUGAAAAGUUGGAUGGAUGUUUUCUUGGUUUAUUAAAACUUUAAAAACAGUUAGAGCGAGACUGCGAAUGGUUCCAGAAAUGGUUUUCCUUUUUUUUUUUAAUGCUGAUGAGUCCACUACGGACUCUCUAGUCCGGGAUCAGGGUCUGAAAUUGAGGGUCAGAUCCUGGUCGCAACCAGCAUGUUUUUUCAGCUUUGUAAUAAUUACAGUUUAAUCAACCGCUGCUGGAUAUUAAUCCGCUCCAACUCCAACAUAACACACUCGCUUUCAGUCGCCAUGGUUACCGAUUACAAACAAGGACAGAACGCGGACAAAUAUAACCAGCAGAGAAAUCGACUAGCGUUAGCAGGCAGAGUGUUUUUAUUUAUUUUAUUUAUUUAUUUUUUAUUUUACAGGGACAUAUAAACAAUAAACAUUUCAGUAAAUAUUCCAGAGUUAACCAAAAGACUAAUUUUCAUCUGUUGUCUCUGGACAGAUUUGAUAAAACGCUCCCUAAAAAAAAACAAAUUCAAACAUCGCUAAAAGCUACAAAUAGAAAUAUCAUGACAGUAAUGAAGCAGACAGGUGAGCAGCCACAGGAGAAAAUACAUAAAGCAUGCAGGAUACACAUAAAGCAGCAUUUGGUUAAUAUAAAACAUGUAUCUCAUGCAGGACAGACGUGGAGCAGCAGACAAACAAUGUACCAAAAAAAACAAGUAUCAGUAAAAGUACGUAUCCAAUAACCUCCUAAAGUAAAUGUAACGUGCACACAGAGCUACACAGACACACAGACACACAGAGUGUGUCGAGCUGACGUAUGAAGCACGCUUUAAGGACGACGUCACAGAAAAAAUGUCCGCCAUGUGAU
Molecule: messenger RNA, 2046 nt
Organism: Labrus mixtus (cuckoo wrasse)
Lineage: Eukaryota; Metazoa; Chordata; Actinopteri; Labriformes; Labridae
Product: breast cancer anti-estrogen resistance protein 1-like
Exons: 2
Coding region: 466-1197 (243 amino acids)
Biological process (GO): cell surface receptor protein tyrosine kinase signaling pathway; cell migration
Cellular component (GO): cytoplasm; plasma membrane; focal adhesion
Molecular function (GO): protein binding
Source: RefSeq, a predicted model, not a curated record